AUGAUGCAGGAUGGGGAAUUUCUCCGCACCUCUUGCGGUUCGCCUAAUUAUGCCGCGCCAGAAGUGAUUUCCGGCAAACUGUAUGCCGGUCCGGAAGUCGAUGUCUGGUCAUGUGGGGUCAUCUUAUACGCUUUGCUAUGUGGUACGCUGCCAUUUGAUGAUGAACACAUUCCCACGCUCUUCAAAAAGAUCAAGGCCGGCUAUUUCCACAUGCCGGAAUCGUUAAGCACGGAGGUGCGUGAUUUGUUGCGUCGAAUGAUCACCGUGGAUCCUAUCAAACGAGCAACCAUUGAGGAAAUUCGUCGUCACCCGUGGUUUAUUGAAGAUCUGCCUAAUCACCUGUUUCCUCAAGAAAGGGAUGAAGAUGCCUCAAUUAUUGAUAAAGAAGCCGUAUUCGAAGUGUGUCAAGCAUGCAACGUUUCCGAACGUGAAGUGUUUGCCGCUCUGUUGAAUAACGAUCCGAGUGAUCAGCUGUGUGUGGCCUAUCACCUAAUUAUUGACAAUAAGUAA
Molecule: messenger RNA, 510 nt
Organism: Echinostoma caproni
Lineage: Eukaryota; Metazoa; Platyhelminthes; Trematoda; Plagiorchiida; Echinostomatidae
Source: the annotation of a GenBank genome assembly